Messenger RNA from Asterias rubens (European starfish), 2246 nucleotides. RefSeq names its product dnaJ homolog subfamily C member 2-like. The coding region runs from base 147 to 2045 and encodes 632 amino acids. Gene Ontology annotation, molecular function: ribosome binding; Hsp70 protein binding. The transcript is spliced from 17 exons. Gene Ontology annotation, biological process: regulation of translational fidelity; 'de novo' cotranslational protein folding. The record is from RefSeq and is a predicted model, not a curated record. Gene Ontology annotation, cellular component: cytosol. Lineage: Eukaryota; Metazoa; Echinodermata; Asteroidea; Forcipulatida; Asteriidae.
AGGUAGUAUUUGCUACAAAAUACGACCACACGUGCGCAUUUACAUGAGAAGAAUAAAAUUGUGCUAAAACUGUGCGUGUUGUUGGGCUGAUUUCUGCCAUUUCUAGCAAGCACCAAGUGAAGCAGUGUUUAAUACCUGAUUUUAAGAUGACAGGGGAAACUGUGGUAAAUGCACGCACCUCUGCUGGUUUAAAAACUAAAGUAUUGGGUACUUUGUGUGCUCCUAUCAUAGUGAGAUUAGAGCCAGUUGGUCGUUGGUUUGAGGCUCAUAUUCACAGGCGUCACCAUCAUCACACCUUAUCUUACACGUCUGGUUCGCUUGGCUCUGAUUCAUCUUCUGAUAGCUCCGAUGAUGACCUGGAAUAUGAUGAAGAUGACUCCAUGUUGUUAACCCUAGACCCAAAAGAUUGGAAGAAUCAAGAUCACUAUGCUGUUCUUGGGUUGUCCAAAUUGAGAAACAAAGCAACCUCUGAUGAGAUUAAGAGAGCUUAUAAGCGUAAAGUGUUGAAACACCAUCCAGACAAGAGAAAAGUAGAGGGUGCCAAGAAGCCACGGGAAAAUGAUGAUGACUACUUCACAUGUAUCACAAGAGCUUAUGAAACUCUUGGAAAUCGAAUCAAGAGGAGGUCUUAUGACAGUGUAGAUUCCAAGUUUGAUGACAGCGUUCCUUCCGUUAACCAAAAUUCCAAAGAUAACUUCUUCAAGGAGUUUAGCAGAGCCUUUGACAGGAAUGCAGUAUGGUCCAAAAAGAAGAGAGUACCUCCACUGGGUAAUGACAAAGCUACAUUUGAAGAAGUCAAUAAAUUCUAUAAUUUUUGGUACGAUUUUGACUCUUGGAGGGAGUUUUCUUACUUAGAUGAAGAAGAGAAGGAAAAGGGGGAGAAUAGAGAAGAGAGACGUUGGAUCGAGAGACAGAACAAGGCAGCCAGACAGACCAGGAAAAAAGAAGAUGCAGCAAGGAUAAGAUUACUCGUUGAUAAUGCAUAUGCAUGUGACCCAAGAAUCAAACGCUUUAAAGAAGAAGAGAAGGAGAAGAAAGCAGCUGAGAAGAAAGCCAAGCAAGAUGCAGUUAAAGCAUUGCAGAUGGAGAAAGAACGAGAGAAACAAGCAGCUAUGGAGGCAGAGAGAUUAGCCAAAGAGAAAGAACAAGAGGAAGCUAAGGCAAAGGCUCAGGCAGCUAAAAAGGAGAGGGAAGCAGCUAAAAAGGUUAUCAAGAAAGAACGUAAGAUGCUGAGGGAUUUAUGUAAGAGAAACAACUACUUUGCAGAAGCAGAGGCUGACAGGGUGAAACAUAUGGCCGAUGUUGAGAUGCUGUGCGAAAGGCUAUCUGCUGUUGAUUUACAGGUUCUAAAUGAAACCUUGACUAAAUCCGAAGUUGAAUCAGCCAAAGAAGCCUUUUGUGCACAGGUAUGUGAUUUGAAUGCUGAUAUGGAACGACAGCAUCAAGAAGAGCUAAGGAAGCAGAAAGAAGCACAGACAAGUAAAGUAGGAAGUGGUGGGUCAGGAGGGCUUGGUAAACAUUGGAGUGAAGAGGAAGUACAACUAUUGGUCAAAGCAGUGAAAAUGUUCCCUGCUGGAACCGUGUCAAGGUAUGAUGUUAUUGCCACCUUCAUCAACCAACAUUCCUCAUCUGAACACAGCAAGACGGCUAAAGAUAUCAUCAACAAAACAAAGAAUCUUCAAAAGCUAGAUGGUUUUCAAAAAGAGGAAGUCAACAAAAGAGCGUUUGAUAAAUUUGAGAAGACGAUGAACAAAUCCAAAAAGCAAGAUGUGCCACAGCCAUCAGAACGCUUUGAUACAGCUGACAAACCAGGGGAAAAGAAAGCAAGUGGGGCUGCAGAAGUUGCUAAGCCAUGGAGCACAGAUGAACAGAGACGUUUAGAGCAAGCCUUGAAGACAUACCCAACAAGUACUAAAGACAGAUGGGAUCGCAUUGCAGAUACUGUGCCUGGACGUACGAAGAAGGAAUGCAUGUUGAGAUACAAGGAACUUGUUGAAAUGGUGAAGGCCAAGAAGGCAGCACAGGCAGCAGUUGGGAGGAAGUAGGAAGCCUGAAACGUUUAAUCAGUGCAGUAUAAGACCACGACCACAGUCUGGAGCUGAAAGGUUCAAUGUGCUAAGGUUCACUCAGCAGAAGAUAUUCAGGGUCUGUUAGAUUUUGCUUCCACUCCUAUACAAUGGACCCUUCCCAUGAAAUAAUUAUGCUAAUCACAUUCACGCAUGGGUACAGACCCUGUUGGUUGGCAA